GCCGUUAUUUGAAAGUCAGACUGCAAGUGAGACCAAAGUCAGACUGCAAGUGAGACCAAACGGACUCGACAGUUUAUCAUGUUUGCUGAUGGGAGGUCGGAACUUCAUGACAAAUCUAAUUCCACUUUUUUGUGAGUAACGCCGGGACAAAAAACAAACUAUGGACAACAGCAGCUCUGAGGAAUCGUAAUUUGGCUGCGCUCAAAACCACAGGAGUACAGCUCAACACGCCUGGUUACAACAUUUGAUUUAGAAAGGCACAUUUCUGCGCGUCGGGAAUUUGCGCUUGUCGGAUGCGUAAAGUUGAUUAAAAGCGUCAUAUUUCAGAUGCAUGCACUGAGUGUUAAAAUAUCCCCACUUUUAUAUCGAGGCAUGGAGGAAAGAUAAUGCAUCAUGGAAAUGUGACUCAUGUUUUAAUAGAAGUGACAGUUUUUGAUGAUCUAUCCAUUCAUAGGACGCACGUCAGAUCAGUCAAAGCGACAGGAUUAACAAACUUUUUGGCACCAUCUAAAGUGUUCCUCUUUUCGCACUGAUAUUUCAAAUUAUCAUCACCCCCCAAAAGCGUGUGCCCUGAUGUCAUGGGCUGACCUGGGGCCGAACAUUUGAUUGUGUGGGGGACAAUGUCGGGACCCUGCGUCCGCAUCCCGUUUUGGGUUCGUUUGUGUCUCCUGCUGCUCCUUCACGGCAGCGCAUCGGAGUGCAGAGUCACCGAGGGCUGUCCGGAGCUCCUCUCCAGCGGUUGCAGCUGCACGGAGGACCGCGCAAAAGCUCACCCUGCGCCCGGGGCGCGGAGGAAAGUAAGCUGCGGUGGAAAGGAGCUGACGGAAACUCCCGAAGUCAGUCUGCUACCCAACCGGACCGUUUCUCUAAAUCUGAGCAACAAUCGUAUCCGAGUGCUAAAGAAUGGCUCCUUCACUGGCUUGUACUCCCUCGAGAAAUUGGAUCUCAGGAAUAACUUGAUCAGCACAAUCAUGUCUGGGGCCUUUUUGGGUCUCACGGCUCUUCGAAAACUUGACCUAUCCAGUAACCGAAUUGGCUGUCUGUCUCCAGAAAUGUUCCAGGGACUUACCAACCUCACUAAACUAAACAUCUCUGGAAACAUCUUUUCCUCUCUGGACCCAAAUGUAUUUCUGGAGUUGCACUCUCUAAAGUUGGUGAACUUUCAUUCGGAGAUCCUGUCAUGUGACUGCGGGCUUCGUUGGGUCCCAGGUUUUUUCCGCAGCAGUUCCACCCGGCUUGGGGAUGAAACACUCUGUGCAUACCCCGCAAGUCUUCAAAACAAACCCCUGCGUCUCUUGAAAGAGAGUGACCUCAGCUGUGAGGGUCCAUUGGAGCUGCACACGCUGUCUCUGCUACCCUCACUACGGCAGGUCGUGUUUAAGGGGGACAGACUGCCUUUCCAUUGCACUUCUUCCUUAGUUGACAAAAUCACUGCCCUUCAUUGGCGGCACAACGGUCAGGCUGUCACCACUGACCCUACACAUGGGGUACAUCUGGAAGAAAGUGUCCAACAUGACUGCACCUUCAUCACCAGUGAGCUGAUCCUAUCAAAUGUCCACAUUGAGGCCAGUGGCGAGUGGGAGUGUGUGGUGUCCACAGGCCGUGGGAAUGCCUCGCGUAGUGUAGAGAUAGUGGUACUGGAGAAUAGCGCCUCCUUCUGUCCGGAGCAGAGAGUAACCAACAACCGAGGGGAGUUCAGGUGGCCCAGAACUCUGGCUGGCAUCACCUCCUACCAGUACUGUCUCCAGCUGCGCUACCACACCUUAGGGGGUGCUGUGGAGCAGAAGAGAGCAUCACGUUACUGCGACCGCACUGGAGGCUGGGAGGAGGGAGACUACUCUCAGUGCCUAUAUACUAAUGACAUCACAAGGGUGCUGCAUACGUUCAUACUGAUGCCUAUCAACGCCUCUAACGCAGUGACUCUGGCACAUCAGGUGCGAACAUACACUCUAGAGGCCGCUGGUUUCACUGACAUAGUUGAUGUUCUGUAUGUGGCUCAGAUGAUGCAGAAGUUCAUGGACUAUGUGACAGAACUGCGUGAGCUUUCAGAGGUGUUAGUGGAAAUGGGCAGUAACUUGAUGCAGGUAGAUGAUCAGAUUCUGGCUCGGGCUCAGAGAGAAGAAAAAGCAUGCAGUUCAAUUGUCUACUCUCUUGAGACGCUUGCUUGGCCUCAGCUGCACUCUCACGCUCAGGAUCUUUCCAUAAUUUCUCGCAAUAUUGUGCUUGAGGCUCACCUGAUUCGUCCGGCACAUUUUACUGGCAUGAGCUGCACAGCCUAUCAGAGGCGAGAAGGGACUGGAGGGAGUCAUGAUGGAAUAGAAUCUGCCCUUGAGCAGCAGCUGCGGUUCCGCUGUACCACAGGAACACAUAAUACCUCACUUAAUGCAUUUCCUCUGAAGAAUGCAGUGGCUCUUGCUUCAGUGUCUCUCCCUGCGUCGCUCUUUCCGCCGAAUGCUCCUCCUGACUGUAAGCUGCAGUUUGUGGCAUUCCGCAAUGGAAGAUUCUUUCCUUUUACCGGAAAUUUUAGUGGACCUUCUGACCUCACUCGUAGACGUGCCAUCAACACUCCAGUUAUCUAUGUUAGCCUUGAUGGAUGCAGCAUGUGGAAUCAGUCAGAUCCCAUUAUUGUGUCAUUACGACACACAUCACCUGGAAAUGACCCUGUUGCUGCUCACUGGAGUUUGCAGGCCCUGGAGCAUCAUGGCAGUUGGAGCCUAAAUGGCUGUCAGUUGGCCCAUACCGAUGCAUCCAGCUCUACUCUGUGGUGCUCUGUGCUAAGCAACUCUGCUGUACUUCAGGAGAUGCCGGAUUUCCCAGGUUCUCCUUCAGUUCCAGUGGAAGUUCUGCACCCUGUGAUCUACAGCUGCACGGCAGUGCUGCUGCUCUGUCUGUUCACCAUCAUCAUCACCUACAUACUGCACCACAGUUCUAUCAGAAUCACAAGAAAGAGUUGGCACACCCUCUUAAACUCUAGUUUCCACAUCGCUAUGACGUCUGCAGUAUUUGCUGGAGGCAUCACUCUAACCGGCUACCCAGUAGUAUGCCAGGCAGUGGGGAUUGUUCUUCACUACUCUUCUCUGUCCACUUUGUUAUGGAUCGGUGUUAGUGCCAGAGUAAUUUAUAAAGAAGCUUUACUGAGGUCUCCACAACAGCUAGAAGGCGAGACUGCUGUACAACCACCCCAGCGCCCCAUGCUCAGGUUUUACUUGAUAGCUGGAGGUGUCCCACUCAUUAUAUGUGGAAUCACUGCAGCGGUGAACAUUAAUAACUAUGGAGACAACAUUCCUUACUGCUGGUUGGUAUGGCAACCCAGUUUCGGUGCUUUCUACAUUCCUGCUGGAUUGAUCAUUCUGGUGACCUGGAUCUACUUCCUUUGCACUGUGUUUUGCCUGAGGCACCGUAACUGCGAGAGCACCAAAGAUCCUCCUUGCUCCGCCUCCGAACCCUCCCCCUUGCCAGAAAGACAACCAGCACUCAGCGGCAGCUCCAGUCUACUCUCAACGGACUCUGUUGUGAGCCCGGUAUAUGCUGAGAUAAUGGUAGAAGACCAGUACUCGUUGAAGGUACAGUGUUUGGCACUGGCGACGAUGCAAUUUGUGUUUGUGGGGAUGUGGUGUUGUGGUGCUAUGGCAAUUUGGCAUGUUGACAGAGAGCGAAAGCUGUUCAGCUGUCUCUAUGGGGGAACUGCCACCGGAUUAGGGAUUUUCUUGGUGCUCCAUCACUGUUUCAAGCGUUUGGAUGUCCAGGCAUCAUGGCUAGGCUGUUGCCCUGGGUAUCGUCGGUCUCAACCCAUGCCAGCCUUUAGCCACCCCUGUACUGCAACUGCUGGGGUUCAAAGUACCUCAGAUAGGGACUCACAACUUUUUAUAGCCUGCCAUCCACCAACAGACCCAAACCAUUACUCUUCCUCUGCCAGGUCCUCAUCUACUCCAAGUGGAACUGGUAGCAUUGGUCCUGGGCCAUGCAAACUCACCAACCUUCUCCAGGUGACCCAAGACAAUGCUAACAACACCACCCGAGCACCAACAAGAACUAAUAACAGCACAAGCACAGAGAACAAUGUAAACAACAAGCCUGCCAAUAACAUGCCUCCCAGUCUGAGCAGCACACUGCCCACCCAGCAGCCUCAAAGGAGGAAGGCUUGUAGUAGAACCAAGGGUGGCAAUGGCCUGCAUCAUCACAGAGGCGAUAGCAGAGGGCACUAUCGCCUCAAAGCUCUCAGAGCAGGUGGAGGAGGUAGCAUGGGCGCUUUAGGACCCACUGGGACAGAGCAAUUAAAUAUCCACCAUCUACCCAAACAUGCUUCCACUGAUAAUGGAAGUCUACGGAACAGCCAUUCAGAGAGCCAAAAUGGGCCUCUGACCAAUGGCCGGCACAGAGGGGAAGGACUCGCCACAAGCCCUUCAGAAGGUAGUGACGGAGGGAGUAGUGAAUGUAGAAAACCUUUUCCACUGUUGCCCUCAGUGGCCAGUAGGGUCACCAUGCAGCAGAAUGCUCAACGGCGCAAUGCUAGCAAAGACAAUCUGAAACUGGCGGCUGCAGCUGAAAGAGAAUCUAAGCGGAGCUCGUUUCCUCUCAACAUGGCAACAGAUGUCACUGGGACAGUCAUAGCGACAGCCUCGUUGUCAGCUGUUUCAGUACCAAAUGGAACACUAAAGGGUUCCGUGAUAGAACUGGACACAAGCGGGACAGACCAAUCACAGUGUUCGGUUGGUAUGAAGAGCAGGGUUUGGAAAAGUGAGACAACAGUAUGAUAUUGAGCUGAGGGUAUAAUUGAAAGAACUGACAUUUAAAGUUUCUUGAAAAGCAUGAAUGGUGUGCUUUUUUCUCCACAAGAGAAACAGUUGGCUCCUUUUAUGAUCUACCUUGUAUAUUCACAGGACAGUUUACCCAAAAAUAAAAAUUCUGCAUCAUUCACCCUCAUGUUGUAACAAACCAAUGGCUUUCUUUCUUCCUUGGAACUGGAGAUGCUGAGCAUGUCGGCCUCAGUCUCCUUUCACUUUAAUUAAAUUAUUUUCCCAUACAUUGAAAGUAAAACAUUAUGCCUAAAGUGUUCUAAGGGAAGAAAGUUAUAAAAGUUUGGAACAACAUGAGGGUAAUUUCACCCAAUAAUGAAAAUUAUCUCAUCAUUUACUCACCCUAAUGCCAUCCCAGAUGUGCAUGACUUUCUGCAGAACACAAAUAAAGAUUUUUAGAAGACCAUUUCCGCUCUGUAGGGCCUUACAAUGCACGUUAAUGGUGACCAGUCCUUUCAAGAUCCAAGAAUCACAUAAAGGCCACAUAAAAGUAAUCCAUAAGCCUCCAGUGGUUAAAUCCAUAUCUUUAGAAGUGAUGUUAUAAGUGUGGGUAAUAAACUGAUAAAUAUUUAAGUCCUUUUUUUUUAUACCAUAAAUCUGAAACUUUCACAUUCUUUUACAUUUUGUACUGUUUCUCACCCACACUUAUCAUAUCAUUUCUACUGUGUUUGCCUCAGUCACCAUUCACUUUCAUUAAAUCCUUUUUCCAUAUAAUGAAAGUGAAAUAGUCUGCCUAAAAAUUUCCACAGGAAGAAAGUCAUACAGGUUUGGAACAACAUGCGGGUAAGUGAUGCCAGAAUUUUUUUUUUGUGAACUAUCCCUUAAAGCUUUGGAAAUCAUCUUUUAACUGUCCAACUGAAAGUGGUUGCCAGAUAAAAGUUCUUGUUUGUUGGCAAUACUUUCAGGGGCUCUUAUCAUUGUGGUGUCUUAUGAGGGACAUUAUGAAGUUAUGUUUUAUACAUAUGAAGAAAGAAAAGAGGUGUGUAUGCAAAAGUUUCGCAUUUAUACAAAUAUGCAAAAUUGUUUUUGUGAUUUUGUUUGUGUGUAAUACCACUUAAUCUAACAAUGUUUUAACACAAUGAACAAAUAUAAUUUUAUUUUGAAUAUACCAAGGGAUAUGUGGGCAUAAAUAUCACCUAUUUUGAUCUUUAUGUUUCUGACUAUGCAUAGCUACAAUAUGUUUGUUUCCCAAGUGCUUUGUUUUGUUGUUGUUCUUGUUUCUGUUGUGUUUAUUGUUUUCUGUUUUGUGUUGUGUGUUUUUAUUCAAUCUAUUUCAUUUAUGUAUCUGUAAGAAUGUAUGUACAUUGUGGUAUGCAAGUACUGUUUGACCAUUACAGUGUUAAUUCAACGUUAUUAACUCUAGCACUAAUAAGCAUGCAUCCUUUUAGUCAGUCCAACAUGAAUAGGGAAAACUAAGAAUUCCACACCAAAUUUCCUUGUGAUAAUUGGUAGUAAGAAUGUUGCUCUUUUUCUGCUGAAGUUGAGCAGAAAGCAAAAGCUUUGGAAAAAAAAAGAAAAGUUGAAUCAUAGCGCCCUCUACUGGGUAAUUUCUGCCAUUGAUCAAAUGCACUGAAAAUGAAUCCCGUUGUUGGACAAACAAAGUGAAAACUGCGGCAGUAAUUGGAUGAAGAGGGAUGAUUGUCCAUACUUGUUCUGUUGUAGUACCAUGUAUAACAUGGACAUUUUAGCACUUGGUUCAGGCCUGUUUUUCUCAAGUCGUAACCUGAUGGCUCAGGUUAUGGAGUGAGCAUUUUACGUAUGUUUUAUAAAUAAUGAAGUAUUUAUAUUAUACAUAUCAGUAUUAAUGUUUUGGUGGAAUUGUUAGUAUGCAAUAUUAUGAUAAUCAGUAUUUUACAGUAGAUUGGGGGCCUCAGUAUUUGUUAUAACACAUUGAGUUCAUUACCAAGCUUCAUUUAGCCCAAAACUCUUAGCUACAGUAUUACUAAGAAUUUGUAAUGCACCAAGAAUUAUUAUUACUCCCUUCAAAGCAUUUGAAAACUUCCGUUAUCUGAUGGCAACAAAUUUUCAAAAAUAAUCAUUAUUUUCAUAAUAUCCAAGGAAUUCUCAGAUCAGUGUGAGAUCAUUUUACUGACUGUUCUUUCAAGGUUCAUAAGGUACAGUUUUUAGUGCUGUUAUUUUUAGACCUUUGUCACUUUUUGACAAAGUCAGAAGCGAAAUGCAUCGCCUGUCUUUAGCGUAAACUUGAAUUGAAAUAAAAUAACUUUUAAGUGUGUUUUCAGGAAUGUUUGCAUGCCAAAGAUGCUUUUGAUCUAAACACCUUUUAACAUUAGUGAUGAGCUUACUUACAAUUUUGUAAAAUGCUACAGACAUAUUUGUAAUUUACCCGUACAAGCCAGAAAUCUCCCUUACAUUUGGAAAAUAUUCAAUAUUGCUAAAGAACAAAAGUCUAAAGUCAAGCAAAUAGAAGUUUGUGGCCUGCUCAAAGUAUGCCACAUGUAUGUAAUAUUUUUCUUAGAAAUACAUUUAAAUUUGGUGCAUCAUGGUUUCAUGUGACAUUGUGAUAUGCAUGAGAAAUUUCCUCUGCCUUUUGGUAGGCGUAGCUUCUGAGGGUCAGUAUAAAUUCAAUGUUAUUCUAACUAUUGUUUUAAUUGUCAUUUUGAUGUUUAAAAAAGGGAGUUUUCAAUACUAUUUUAAAUAUUUAUAUUUUUGUCACUCACAUCAAUCUGAAAAUGUUAACAGCAUUUUUGCACCGAUUUCAGUAAUAUAUUUGUUAUAGAUAUUAAGAUUGUGCCUUAUCAAUGAUCUGAUGCAAAAUAAAGGUUUGGAAAAAGUGCCAUAAAAUGUGAAUUAUUUUGUUUUAGAAAUGUACUAGAAUGCAUUGUGUGUGUUUUGAACUCUAAAAAUUGAACUCUACACGACUGAGAGCAACACACACUGUUUUGCAUUUGGCAUUUACGUAACUUCUGUCUCAAUGUAAUAUGUAAAUUGACAUCCACCAAAGCAAAUAAAGCCAAUCAAA
This is a messenger RNA of Xyrauchen texanus (razorback sucker), 7776 nucleotides long. Its product is annotated as adhesion G protein-coupled receptor A2-like. The record is from RefSeq and is a predicted model, not a curated record. Bases 621 to 4754 code for a protein of 1377 amino acids. Gene Ontology annotation, cellular component: plasma membrane; Wnt signalosome. Gene Ontology annotation, molecular function: protein binding; G protein-coupled receptor activity. The transcript has 19 exons. Lineage: Eukaryota; Metazoa; Chordata; Actinopteri; Cypriniformes; Catostomidae. Gene Ontology annotation, biological process: positive regulation of canonical Wnt signaling pathway; cell surface receptor signaling pathway; sprouting angiogenesis.